AUGCCCUUCUUUCGCUGCUUCAUUCUGCUUCUUGGUGUUCUUGCUGCUGGCGGGGUGACCAUUAGAGAUUACCAGCCUGGUGACAACAUGGAUUCUGAAGACUUAAAGAGCUAUUGUGAAGUAUUCGAAUGCUUAGUAGCAGUAGAUGCUCCUACCAGCAAGGCACCCAAGAAAAGAAGGCGACCUGGCCUACGUCGUCUGGUGUGCCAGCUUGUCGUCCCUGAGUGCUCUCAUGCCAGUUUACCGUUACAGAAGGCCGACGUCGUGAAGGCAUCGGUUAGAGAGAAGCCCAAGGUUGUCGCCGUGUACCUCCAUGUAGAAGCGAAGAAAAAAGAAGCUAUCAAGCUGUACGAAAAGCUCGGGUUUGAAAAAGUCCUUGACCGUGGUUAUGGUUUCGUAUACGCAUAUUAUAUAUAA
This is a messenger RNA of Perkinsus marinus ATCC 50983, 417 nucleotides long. RefSeq lists its product as hypothetical. The record is from RefSeq and is a predicted model, not a curated record. The transcript is spliced from 5 exons. NCBI's taxonomy places the organism in Eukaryota, Perkinsozoa, Perkinsida, Perkinsidae. Bases 1 to 417 code for a protein of 138 amino acids.